Molecule: messenger RNA, 1230 nt
Organism: Linepithema humile (Argentine ant)
Lineage: Eukaryota; Metazoa; Arthropoda; Insecta; Hymenoptera; Formicidae
Product: cuticle protein 2
Source: RefSeq, a predicted model, not a curated record
AUGAAGUCUUUUAUUAUCUUGAUAUCCAUCGUUGCUCUAACUUCGGCCACACAUUAUCAAUACCAUGGACCGUCCGCGUCCAUAGGUCACGACGGAAGGGUCAUGGAUACGCCGGAAGUGGCGCAUGCCAGGGCAGCGCAUCUCGCUGCCGUGGCGGAAGCUGCCGCAAAAGUUCCACAUAGCGUGGCUUCCUACGCGGAAGAUGAGGAUUAUCACGGAUAUUCGGAACCCGUAUCGGUCGGUCACGAGAUGUAUCAUAACGAAUACGGAUAUCACGGGCCGUUCGCUCCGCUAGAUUCCGAGGGUCGCGUGAUAGAUACGCCGGAAGUGGCACAGGCUAAAGCCGCACACUUGGCGGCUUAUAAUCACAUAGCUUCCUCGGCACCUGUCGUCAUAAAUAAGUAUCAUUCGCAGAUUUACAAGCCGCCGGCUUAUAGUCACAAUUAUUAUGACUCGUCAGCUCCCUUGUCUCACGACGGCAAAGUGAUUAACACCCCCGAAGUAGAACACGCCAGACAAGCUCACCUCGCCGCUUAUAACGACGCGCUUCACGGCCGCCACAGUUACUACGAUUACAUGAAGUCUCUUAUUGUUCUCUCCGCGCUCUGCGCACUUGCGAUCGCCCAACCAGCUUAUCUGGGUUAUCACUUCGGCUUGCCGGUGGGACCCCUGGAGACGCCGGAAGUGGCGCAGGCGAAAGCGGUGCAUCUCGCUACGCAAGCCUACGAGGCCGCUAGAAACACGCUCGGCUACAGAUACACACCUUUGGCCGUUUAUGCACCUGCAAUUACGUACGGCGCGCCCAUCGGCGCAGAUGGUCGGGUAGUAGACACACCUGAGGUCGCCCAGGCCAAGGCUGCCCAUCUCGCCGCUCACGCUCAAGAAGCUGCCAAGACAGUCAAAUUGAUACCAUACGGCGCUCUAGCGUAUGCACCCGCGCUCUACGCUUACGGCAACGCUCCACUUGGACCCGACGGCACAGUAAUAGACACCCCUGAAGUGGCACAGGCUAAGGCCGCACAUUUGGCCGCACACGCUCAGGCGGCCGCCCGAAACGCUAAUUGACGAGUUAAUCAACUAUUGGAAACCGAUAUACACGUGUUGAUCAAGUCUAACUCUGUCCGGGGCUGUCUCAAUCGGAGAAGAACAUGCGGAGGACAUUCGUGCUAUGUUUCAUAUGGAUCUGAUAUGAGGAAAUUGUUGACAAUAAAUGAGCCAUUUUAAUAUCUG